Pelodiscus sinensis (Chinese soft-shelled turtle) is the source of this 1968-nucleotide messenger RNA. It is a transcript of the gene APCDD1, whose product is annotated as APC down-regulated 1. Gene Ontology annotation, biological process: negative regulation of Wnt signaling pathway. Gene Ontology annotation, molecular function: Wnt-protein binding. The record is from RefSeq and is marked provisional. Gene Ontology annotation, cellular component: plasma membrane. Lineage: Eukaryota; Metazoa; Chordata; Testudines; Trionychidae.
GGCUGGGAGAGGGUUCUGCCCUUCUUCAUCCAGACAGCAGAUCCCACCCUCGAUCUUUAGAGAAGAGCGCAUGGAGGGCUUUCAAGGAAUCACAGUGUCAUCACAUGCUGAAACAUCUUCACAACGGAGCCCGAAUCACUGUGCAAAUGCCUCCCUCCAUUGAAGGGCAUUGGGUCUCUACUGGUUGUGAGGUUAGAUCCGGCCCAGAGUUCAUCACAAGAUCCUAUAGAUUCUACCACAACAACACGUUCAAGGCCUACCAGUUUUAUUAUGGUGGCAACCGUUGCACAAAUCCUACCUACACCUUAGUUAUUCGUGGUAAAAUUCGCCUUCGUCAAGCAUCCUGGAUCAUCCGAGGGGGAACUGAAGCCGAUUACCAGCUACAUAACGUUCAGAUCAUCUCCCAUAGCGAAGCAGUAGCUGAAAAACUAAGUCAGUUAGUGAACCGUACGUGUCCUGGAUUUGUACCAGGCAACAGUCCCUGGGAGCAGGAUGUGAGCUACAAUUUAUGGAGAGAAGAGAACGGCUGUGAAUGCACCAGAGCUCUUAAUUUUGCCAUGCACGAACUUCAACUGAUCCGAGUAGAGAAGCAGUAUCUACAUCAUAAUUUAGAUCACCUAGUAGAGGAGCUAUUUCUUGGAGACAUCCACACUGAUGCUACUCAGAGGAUGUACUAUCGACCCUCUAGUUACCAGCCUCCUCUUCAAAAUGCAAAGAAUCAUGAUCACUCCUGUAUAGCAUGUCGAAUCAUUUACCGGUCAGAUGAGCACCAUCCUCCAAUCUUACCUCCAAAGGCCGAUUUGACUAUUGGAUUGCAUGGAGAGUGGGUGAGCCAGCGCUGCGAAGUGCGUCCUGAAGUCCUCUUUCUCACCCGGCACUUCAUCUUCCAUGAUAACAAUAACACCUGGGAGGGUCACUACUACCACUACUCUGACCCCAUCUGUAAGCACCCCACCUUUACCAUCUAUGCCAAGGGGCGCUACAGCAGAGGCGUGCACUCUUCCAAAGUGAUGGGAGGAACAGAGUUUGUCUUCAAAGUUAAUCACAUGAAAGUUACUCCCAUGGAUAUAGCUACAGCCUCUCUGCUGAAUGUCUUCAAUGGGAAUGAGUGUGGAGCAGAGGGAUCCUGGCAAGUUGGAGUGCAACAGGAUGUUACUCACACAAAUGGCUGUGUUGCUUUGGGGAUCCGCCUACCACACACAGAAUAUGAAAUCUUCAAAAUGGAGCAGAAUGCCAGGGGUAGCUACUUACUAUAUAAUGGCCAGAGACCUAGCGAUGGAUCCAGUCCAGACAGACCAGAGAAGAGAGCCACUUCUUAUCAGAUGCCAUUAGUUCAGUGUGCUUCAUCAGCACCAAGACCUGAAGAAUCAGCAGAGGAGAAUAAAAUAGGCCGCUAUAGCAGCAGGGCACCAAAAAAGGAUUCCAGUGUAUUUAUGCUUACUCUGAUGCUGUUUAUUUGUACUGGAUCACAUUGGAACAUUCACAGUUGAAAGGAAAAAAAAAUCUAUUUUUUGUGACUACAAAACCAGGAUUCCAUACGACUGAGGGUUUUUUUUUCUUUUCAGAAAGAAAAGGACAUUUAUUUUCUUGAUGCACUGGAAUGCCUGAGAACUGUUGUUCUUUUCCUUUUCCCCUCCUUGAAUCAUGAACAGCACUCGUUUGAUGUUUCUUGCUUUGAACUUCAUCCAGUCUGAUCCCUGGCCUGACAUGACUGCACAACAGUAAUUGCACUUUACGACUGCAGACUUAUUUGGGUUUUUUAACUGCUAGGGUGAACCUAAAGUUCCUGCUUCAGUUGGCGCUGCCAUUUUGCUUUCGUGGCUCAUUUUCCCCUUAACACUCAGUUUCUCAUCAGAUUUUAUCAGGAAUCACUCUGUAUAGUAUUGUGUUAAUACUGUGAUAUUGGCUUUUGUUUUAUUCUUUAGGACUCUGCUGUAGAUAUGUACAUAUAAAGAAAUCCCAAAAGGA